Molecule: messenger RNA, 3133 nt
Organism: Castor canadensis (American beaver)
Lineage: Eukaryota; Metazoa; Chordata; Mammalia; Rodentia; Castoridae
Gene: Ncapg
Product: non-SMC condensin I complex subunit G
Biological process (GO): mitotic chromosome condensation
Cellular component (GO): condensed chromosome; cytoplasm; condensin complex
Source: RefSeq, a predicted model, not a curated record
GGAAGUGCUCGUCCCGACGCCAUGGGAGCCGAGAAGAGGCUGCUGUCCAUUAAGGAGGCUUUUCAGCUGGCGCAGCAGCCGCACCAAAACCAGGCGAAGCUGGUGGUGGCGCUGAGCCGCACCUACGGCACGGUGGAUGACAAAACAGUUUUUCAGGAGGAGUUCGUUCACUAUCUUAAAUAUGCCAUGGUGGUCUACAAGCGUGAGCCAGCUGUGGAAAGAGUGAUAGAAUUUGCAGCAAAGUUUGUUACAUCAUUUCACCAAUCGGAUGUGAAAGAUGAGGAGGAGGAGGAGGAAGAAGAUGGUGGCAUUUUAAAUUAUUUGCUUACUUUUCUCUUAAAGUGUCAUGAAGCAAACAGCAAUGCAGUCAGGUUUAGAGUGUGCCAGCUCAUAAACAAGCUUCUGGGAAGUAUGCCGGAAAAUGCUCAGAUCGAUGAUGAUUUGUUUGAUAGAAUUAAUGAAGCCAUGCUUACUAGAUUGAAAGAUAAGAUUCCAAAUGUGAGAAUACAGGCAGUACUGGCUCUUUCUCGACUCCAGGAUCCCAAGGAUGAUGAAUGCCCCGUGGUUAAUGCAUAUGCUACUUUGAUUGAAAAUGAUUCAAAUCCAGAAGUUAGGCGUGCAGUGUUAUCAUGUAUUGCACCAUCAGCAAAGACUUUGCCAAAAAUUGUAGAACGCACCAAAGAUGUAAAAGAAAAUGUCAGAAAGCUGGCUUAUCAGAUUGUAGCUGAAAAGGUUCAUAUGAGAGCUAUGUCCAUUGCUCAGAGAGUAAUGCUCUUUCAACAAGGUCUUAACGACAGAUCAGAUGCUGUGAAACAAGCAAUGCAGAAGCAUCUUCUCCAGAGCUGGUUACGUUUCACUGAAGGGAAUAUUUUGGAGUUGCUUCAUCGAUUGGAUGUGGAAAAUUCUUCUGAAGUGGCAGUCUCUGUUCUCAAUGCCUUAUUUUCAAUGACUCCUCUCAAUGAGCUUGUGGUAAUCUGUAAAGAUAAUGAUGGCAGGAAAUUGAUUCCAGUGGAAACAUUAACUCCUGAAAUUGCUUUGUAUUGGCGUGCCCUUUGUGAAUAUUUGAAAUCAAAAGGAGAUGAAGGUGAAGAAUUUUUAGAGCAGAUUUUGCCGGAACCUGUAAUGUAUGCAGAGUAUUUACUGAGUUACAUCCAGAGUAUUCCAGUAGUUAAUGAAGAACAGAGAAGCGAUUUUUCCUACAUUGAAAACUUGAUGACAAAAGAGUUCAUAGGUCAGCAGUUGAUUCUAAUUAUCAAGUCUUUGGAUACCAGCGAAGAAGGAGGAAGGAAACGACUGCUGGCUGUUUUGCAGGAGACUCUCACUCUACCCACAACUCCAAUAGCCCUAGUUUCUUUUCUUGUUGAGAGACUACUCCACAUCAUUGUAGAUGAUAAUAAGAGAACACAAAUUGUUACAGAAAUUAUCUCAGAGAUUCGUGCACCCAUUGUUACUGUUGCUGUUGAUCCAUCUGAUGCAAGAAGAAAAGAACUCAAGAUGGCUGAAAUAAAAGUUAAACUUAUUGAAGCAAAAGAAGCUUUGGAAAAUUGCAUUACCAUACAAGAUUUUAAUCAGGCAUCAAAAUUAAAAGAAGAAAUAAAAGCAUUGGAAGAUGCCAAAAUAAAGCUGUCAAAAGAGACAGAGCAACUUGAAAUUAAAGAUGUCCACACAGAGAAGAAUGAUGUGGAAACACUUCAGAAGUGUCUUAUUUUGUCCUAUGAACUGUUGAAGCAGAUGUCUAUCUCAACUGGUAUAAGUGCAACCAUGAAUGGGAUCAUUGAAUCUUUGAUUCUUCCUGGAAUAAUAAGUGUUCAUCCUAUCAUAAGAAAUUUGGCUAUUUUAUGCUUAGGAUGCUGUGGACUUCAGAAUCAGGAUUUUGCAAGUAAACACUUUGUGUUACUAUUACAGGUUUUGCAAAUUGAUGAUGUCACAAUAAAAAUAAGUGCUUUAAAGGCAAUCUUUGACCAACUGAUGGUGUUUGGGACUGAACCAUUUAAAACUAAAAAAGUCAAGUCUCUUCAGUGUGACGGUGCAGAAAUCAAUGGUGACAAUGAGCCAGAAGCAGAAGUUGAAGAGACAGCUACAGCCAAGAAUGUUCUAAAACUCCUUUCUGAUUUUUUAGACAGUGAGGUAUCUGAACUCAGAACAGGAGCUGCAGAAGGACUAGCCAAGCUGAUGUUCUCUGGGCUUUUGGUCAGCAGCAAGAUUCUUUCUCGUCUUAUCUUGUUGUGGUACAACCCUGUGACUGAAGAAGAUGUUCGACUUCGACAUUGCCUAGGCGUGUUUUUCCCCAUAUUUGCUUAUGCAAGCAGGACUAAUCAGGAAUGCUUUGAAGAAGCCUUUCUUCCAACUCUGCAAACACUGGCCAACGCCCCUGCAUCAUCUCCUUUAGCUGAAGUAGAUAUCAUGAAUGUUGCUGAGUUGCUUGUAGAUCUGACAAGACCAAGUGGAUUAAAUCCUCAAGCCAAGAAUUCCCAAGAUUAUCAGGCCUUCACAGUACAUGACAAUUUGGCUGUAAAAAUUUGUAAUGAGAUCUUAACAGGUCCAUGCUCACCAGAAAUUCGGGUCUAUACAAAAGCUUUGAAUUCUUUAGAACUAAGUAACAAUCUUGCAAAAGAUCUUCUGGUUCUACUGAAUGAGAUUCUGGAGCAAGUAAAAGAUAGGACGUGCCUGAAAACUUUGGAAAAGAUCAAGAUUCAGUUAGAGAAAAAUGAAAGAUUUGAUGACCAGUCUGUGGAAAUACAGGAUGUCAACAUGACUGCUGCUGUUCUUGAAAAUGAAGAUGAAAAGAAUAAAGAAGUAUAUAUGACUCCUUUCAAGGAUGUAAAAGCAUCAAAAUUCACUCAGGAGAAGACUAACAAAGGACGGAGAAAAGUGACAGCUUCUGCUAAGACAAACAGGAAACGUCAGACUGCUGAGGCUGGCUCUCAAAGUGAUGAUGAAGUUCCAGAAUCAGAACUGAAAGUGAAGAUGAGAUUACCAAGAAGAGCCAAAACAGCAGCACUAGAAAAAAGUAAACUUAACCUUGCACAGUUUCUCAAUGAAGAUAAAAAUUAGGAGAGAUGGUGGAAGUGAAGUUCUUUAAAAGUAUGCUUAUUUCUUUGCUUUAAUAAAGUUAUCCUUGUAUUAAAAUCAG